UGACUGAGCUCACGUCAUUCUCUUGUGAGCUAACUUGGCAUGCUUAAUUUCACUAGAAUCUGUCACAAUAUGUUGUCGAUAAAAGGUUAUUCCUCCAAGAUGUUUUUCAGUGAUGUGUUUUUAUUCAAUAUACCGAAUGAAGAAGAGCAUCGUCAGAUAAAAUUUUACCGGAGGAGCCUUAGGGAUUCGUCAAACCCGUUGGAGUUGCCUGAGGAAUUAUUUUUAAGACGUUAUAGAGUAAAUAAAGAAGUGUUUGUAUAUCUCCAUACUCAGCUCCAUUUGCCUAAUGGAGCUAGAUGUACUUUUAUUCCUCCCAUCCUACAAUUGGCAACGACAUUACAACUACUGGGCGGUGGAUCAUACCAGUGGCAAGUUGGAGUAGAUUUUGUCGCUCCAAUGAGUCAAAGUACCGUACAUUAUGUUACUACAUCUGUUAUUAAAGAAAUGGAGAGCGCAUUUUGCAAGAAAUGGAUUCGAUUUAAAAUUUCGAACGUAACUAAGCAAUUUUUUUAUGCGAAAUAUCGUAUACCAAGCGUUAUCGGUUGUAUUGACGGUACACACAUUAUGAUGCUACGCCCCCAACAAAACGAGCAUAUGUUUUUCAAUCGCAAGGGAAAGCAUAGCAUAAAUGCUAUGAUUAUUUGUAAUGAAACGCUGGAAAUUAUGUCUGUGAACGCUAAAUAUGGAGGCUGUGCUCAUGACAGUUUUGUUUGGCAACAGAGUAAGGAGCGUGCUAUGUUGGAAACUGAAUACGAUAAAGGAAUGCGAAAUUUUUGGCUUCUAGGAGAUAGUGGAUAUAAGCUGGAAAAUUAUUUACUUACGCCGUACCGGGUGUCUGAAGAAAACUCACCUGAACACGAAUUUAACAAAACGCAUUCGAAAGCUAGAAGCAUCGUUGAACGAAGCAUUGGUGUCUGGAAAAGUCGAUGGCGUAUUGUACUGGAAGAAAGAAAAUGCCGCUAUACACCCCAGAAGUUAGCAACAAUUAUAUACGUGACAGCAGCUCUGCACAACAUAUGUUGCCAUUAUCGCGUUGCUUUGCCAGAAAGAAUAACCGAAAAUACGGAGGAACGGUGGAAUAAUAUUCCCAUAACGCAGAACGCAGAAUCUCAGACCGCGACAUCGAUUAGAGAUCGAAUUAGAGAUGGAUUGCUAGGGUUAAACUAGAUAAAUUAGACCUUUUUUUGUCUAUUUAAGCAUCAUCGUUGGUACAUUCGUUGGCUAUUCUGGAUAAUAAAAUUACCAUGUAAGCAGUGUUUAAAAUUUGUUUAAAGAUUGAGUUCAAAUAUGUAUUAACCAUAGUCGACUACACCAACGUUCGAGAGGCAGCAUCACAGACAAACAAACAUAACACUGAGGAAAAUCUUUAAAAAACUAUCGAUCCGCCAAUUUAGUUAAUACACUGCUCCACCUUUUAUACACGAAACACUCAUUUGCAAGAGUCUUAUUCCUCAUGCUCGGGAACAAUUUUUCACUAGUGGCCUACUUACGUAUAUGUCUCGUGUAUGCGACCACAGUACCAGCUAAAAAUUUAUCGAUAAUGGCCAUUAGAGCAGACGAAAAAUUAUCUUCGAGUGUUAUAUCUGUUAGUCUGUGACAGUAUGACGACAAGUUUGAGUCAAGAGUUCCGAUAUUAUUUUUGCGUCAUAAAAUCCGAAAAUGAUACUGCAUAAUAACGUCGUGCAGCACAAUAACCGUAAUGUACCCUCUUUGGACCUCACGUUAACACCACAGUUCUUAUAUGUUAUAAUAUCUGCGACUGAGUGCUCAAUUCAUCACGGAGUUUUUGUCACAUCUCUGUGAGUAGUACAUCAUUCGGAUGU
Molecule: messenger RNA, 1823 nt
Organism: Topomyia yanbarensis
Lineage: Eukaryota; Metazoa; Arthropoda; Insecta; Diptera; Culicidae
Product: putative nuclease HARBI1
Exons: 6
Coding region: 40-1167 (375 amino acids)
Source: RefSeq, a predicted model, not a curated record